Molecule: messenger RNA, 693 nt
Organism: Rhinolophus ferrumequinum (greater horseshoe bat)
Lineage: Eukaryota; Metazoa; Chordata; Mammalia; Chiroptera; Rhinolophidae
Exons: 3
Coding region: 1-675 (224 amino acids)
Source: RefSeq, a predicted model, not a curated record
AUGGCAAAAACCAAACCUUAUGAAUCCUUUCAAUUACAAUGGAGUUGCAACCCCGGAACGACCCUGCAGAUCCGCGGAAGCGUCUUGGACACUUCACCGCCGCGGAAGCAACGAAAGGGGCGCACCCCAGGGCGUAAGCUUCGCGCUCUCUGCGCGAGGGGUGACGCGAGCACCGUAGCGUGCUCCUCGCUCUCAAGGACAUCAACCCGCGUGGGCAGAAUUCGACCCCGCCUGGGCUUCGGCCGCGGCAUAGCGGCCACUUUGGAGACACUCCCUGGCUCCCGCCAGGCGGCGGACCGAGGCGUGACUCUCAGGUGCCCACGCGUUCCCGGCCUGGCUGGGCUAGGGACCCGGGGUCGCCCGGUGGGGAGCGGGGAUCCGGUACCUCGAAAUUCGUUGCAGGGUGGACGGGACUGUGGUCGCUCGUGGGGACCCGCCCGUGGCGCGACAGUUUUGUUUUAUUUGCGGAGGCUCAGCAUCUUUGAGAGAAAGCUGUGUUUGUCUACCGUGGAGUCAGUCUCAGAGGAUCCGGAAAGGCGGGAGGCAGCAUACUGGGGAUUCUUCCUAAUAAUCCGCCCCCCACAACCGAGAGGCCUGCGGAUUUGCAAUCUUAAAGCCUGGGUCCCGGAGGUAGGUCACUGCCAGCUGUGUGACCUUGGGCAACCUCAAUGUUGAGUGGGGAGAAAGAGGCCA